Molecule: messenger RNA, 309 nt
Organism: Striga asiatica
Lineage: Eukaryota; Viridiplantae; Streptophyta; Magnoliopsida; Lamiales; Orobanchaceae
Source: the annotation of a GenBank genome assembly
AUGGUCAGCCUGUCGCCGCCCGUCCAGCAAAUCCCGAAUAAGAUCGCGGAGGUUCUGCUGCUCACUCUCCAGCAUCUCAACUCGAGCCCGAGUCGCUGCGUGCUCAACUCGCAACAACUCCAGUUCUUUGCGCAGGUCGGAGUCCGAUGGGUCGGGGUUGGACGGGUGUUCGGAGCUCGGCUGCUGCUGCGCGGUUGGGGGUUGCUGUCCUACCGGAGGUCGCUCCGGUCGAUUGGGAAAAACGGCGUGCUGCAUCUUUACGUUGGCAGCGACGGAAAGAUCAAUGAACGAGGGGUUCGGCAGGGCUAG